Lampris incognitus (smalleye Pacific opah) is the source of this 7704-nucleotide messenger RNA. RefSeq names its product dedicator of cytokinesis protein 9-like. Gene Ontology annotation, biological process: small GTPase-mediated signal transduction; positive regulation of GTPase activity. Gene Ontology annotation, molecular function: guanyl-nucleotide exchange factor activity. The transcript is spliced from 53 exons. Bases 335 to 6592 code for a protein of 2085 amino acids. NCBI's taxonomy places the organism in Eukaryota, Metazoa, Chordata, Actinopteri, Lampriformes, Lampridae. The record is from RefSeq and is a predicted model, not a curated record.
GGGCGUGCACGUAUGCAUGCAUGUGUUUGUGUGUGUUUGUGUGUGUGUUACUCCCACAGGCAGCACAGCUGAGUGUGGGAGGGGCCAUCUCCUCAGCCUGGGUGUGAGUCCAGGGCUUUCAGACUCCCAGAGACAGACCAGUCUGAGGAAGGGGAGGUUGUGAGUGAGUGUAUGUAUGCAUAUGUGUGUGUGUGUGUGUGUGCGUGUCUGUCAGGAAGAAGGAGAAACUCGCCUGACUUUUUCCCCCGCCGAGGCUUUUCUCAAUUGGAUAUGCUGGCUGCCCCUUCUCCUCCCCGGGAUCUAUUGAGGAGGUGUCUUGCCACGGCCGUUGAUCAUGCAAGGAAGGGCUAACAAAGCUCCCAAAAAGGAGCUCGUCAUCGAAUCCCCCAGGCAGUACAAGAGCUCGGCCGCCGUUGAGGCCGAGGGGGACUCGGUGCCACAGGUGGUGGUGAAGCCCAAGGUGAUAGAGCCACUGGAUUAUGAGAAUGUGCUGGUGCAGAGAAAGACCCAGAUCCUCAGCGAUGUCCUCAGAGAUAUGCUGCAGUUCCCCCUGGAGGACUUCCAGAUUUCGACGUUGAGACGCCAGGGGAGAACUUUGUACCCCACGGUGCCAGAAAAUGCAGUGGAGGAAGCCCAGAGUCUGUUUGUCCAAGAGUGCAUCAAAACCUAUAAAUCUGACUGGCACGUCGUCAACUACAAGUAUGAGGACUACUCCGGGGACUUUCGGCAACUUCCCAACAAAGUGUCCAGACCAGAAAAAUUGGCCAUCCAUGUUUUCGAAGUGGAUGAGGAUGUUGACAAAGAUGAGGACACAGCCUCCUUAGGUUCCCAGAAGGGCGGGAUCACCAAGCAUGGCUGGCUAUGCAAAGGCAACAUGAAUAGUGCCAUUAGUGUGACAAUGAGGUCUUUCAAGAGAAGGUAUUUCCACCUGACGCAGCUCGGAGAUGGCUCCUACAAUCUCAACUUCUACAAGGACGAGAAGAUCUCCAAGGAACCCAAGGGAACCAUUUUCCUGGACUCCUGUAUGGGUGUGGUUCAGAACAACAAGGUUCGGCGGUUCGCCUUUGAGCUCAAGAUGCAGGAUAAGAGCACCUACCUGCUGGCCGCCGACGGCGAGGCGGAGAUGGAGGACUGGAUCAACACCCUCAACAAGAUCCUGCACAGCAGCUUUGAGAUAGCCAUGCAGGAGAAGAGAAACGGAGACCUCCACGACGAUGAUGAACUGGGGAAGUCAGACAGCUCCUCCGGGAGCAUGGACAGCUUUCAGAGUGCACGAGAUAUCGAAUCCAAGAUGAGAAACGAAACCAGAUUGAAGCUGUUCACCCUGGACCCUGACACACAGAAACUCGAUUUCUCGGGAAUUGAGCCGGAUGUAAAGCUGUUUGAGGAGAAGUUCGGCAAGCGCAUUCUGGUGAACUGCAACGACCUGUCAUUUAACCUGCAGUGUUGUGUGGCAGAGAACGAGGAAGGACCAACAACAAAUGUGGAACCGUUCUAUGUCACACUUUCGCUGUUUGACAUUCAAAACAGCAGAAAGAUCUCCGCCGACUUCCACGUGGACCUAAACCACCUGUCCGUCAGGGGCAUGAUGGCCAACUCAAACAGCCAGCACAUGAACGGCGGGGAAACACUCCACGUGGGACAGCGGUUGGUCCACAGUGUGCCGGAGUCAGCCAUGCAGUAUCCUCGACAGGGAGUGUUCUCGGUAACGUGCCCACACCCAGAUAUCUUCCUGGUGGCUCGCAUCGAGAAGGUCCUCCAGGGGGGGAUCACCCACUGUGCCGAGCCGUACAUGAAGAGUUCGGACUCCACCAAGGUGGCACAGAAGGUCCUGAAAAAUGCCAAGUUGGCCUGCAGCCGGUUAGGCCACUACAGGAUGCCCUUUGCCUGGGCAGCGAGGCCUCUGUUCAAAGAUGCUUCAGGGACACUGGAUAAAAGUGCCCGCUUCUCGGCGCUCUACAGACAAGACAGCAACAAGCUGUCCAACGAUGACAUGUUCAAACUGCUUGCUGACUUCAGAAAGCCAGAGAAGAUGGCCAAGCUACCUGUAAUCUUAGGGAACCUCGAUGUUACCAUUGACAGUGUGGCCCCCGACUUGACAAAUUGUGUUACCUCAUCCUACAUUCCUGUGAAGCAGUUUGAUAUGAGUGAGAGGAACAACAUCCUCUUCGAAGUGGAGGAGUUUGUGCCGUGCAUCGCCAAGUGCUCCCAGCCUUUCACCAUUUACAACAAUCACCUCUACGUCUACCCGAAAAACUUGAAGUACGACAGCCAGAAGUCCUUCGCAAAGGCAAGGAACAUCGCUGUCUGCAUCGAGUUCAGGGACUCGGACGAGGAGGAGGCCGUCUCACUCAAGUGCAUCUACGGGCGACCAGGAGGACCCCUGUUUACCAAAAAUGCCUUUGCUGCGGUAUUACAUCACCAGCACAACCCCGAGUUUUAUGACGAGUUUAAAAUUGAGCUGCCAACCCAGCUCCAUGAGAAGCACCAUCUGCUCUUUACCUUCUUCCAUGUCAGCUGUGAUAGCAACAGCAAGGCCAGCACCAAAAAGAGAGACACUGUUGAAACACAGGUGGGUUACGCCUGGCUCCCUUUGCUGAAGGACGGCCGGGUGAUCAUGAACGAGAACCACGUCCCGGUGGCUGCCAACCUGCCGGCCGGCUACCUGAGCUGUCAGGAAGGUGUCAGCAAGCAUUCAGGUCCUGAAAUCAAAUGGGUGGAUGGAGGAAAGCCAAUUUUCAAGGUGUCUUCUCACCUUGUGUCCACCGUCUACACUCAGGAUCAACAUUUGCACAAUUUUUUUCACCACUGUCAGAGCAUAGCGUCUGCAGCGCAGGUAUCUGGAGGAGAACUGGUCAAAUACCUGAAGAGUCUUCAUGCCAUGGAGAGUCAUGUGAUGAUCAAGUUCCUGCCCACCAUUUUGAAUCAGCUGUUUCGGGUGCUGACUAGUGCCACCCAGGAGGACGUCGCCGUCAACGUCACUCGAGUCAUGAUACACGUUGUUGCCCAGUGCCAUGAGGAAGGGUUGGAGCACUAUCUGAGAUCAUAUGUGAAGUAUGUGUUCAGAACUGAGCCAUAUGCAGCCUCCACCACCCGAACAGUACACGAGGAGCUGGCUAAAGCCAUGACUGCUAUUCUGAAACCCUCCACCGACUUCCUCACUAGCAACAAGCUGCUCAAGUACUCCUGGUAUUUCUUCGAAGCUUUGGUCAAGUCCAUGGCUCAGCACUUGAUCGAGAGUGGUAAAGUGAAGCUCUCCAGGAAUCAGCGUUUCUCGGCGUCCUUCCAUCACACUGUGGAGACCCUGGUGAACAUGAUGAUGCCCCACAUCACCCAGAAAUACAAAGACAACCUGGAUGCUGCCAGAAACGCCAACCACAGCCUGGCGGUCUUUAUCAAGCGCUGCUUCACCCUGAUGGACAGAGGCUUUGCCUUCAAGCAGAUCAACAACUACAUCAACUGCUUUGUGCCCGGAGACCCCAAGACGCUGUUUGAGUUCAAGUUUGAGUUCCUGCGAGUCAUCUGCAACCAUGAGCACUACAUCCCCUUGAAUCUGCCCAUGCCUUUUGGAAAGGGGAGGAUACAGCGAUUUCAAGACCUUCAGCUCGACUACUCGCUGACAGACGACUUCUGUAAGAACCACUUCCUGGUCGGGCUGCUCCUCAGGGAGGUCGGUGCGGCUCUGCAGGAGUUCAGGGAGAUCCGUCAGAUAUCCAUCCAGGUGCUGAAGAGCCUGAUGAUCAAGCACACCUUCGAUGACCGCUACACCUCCAAGAGCCAGCAAGCCAGGUUGGCCACCCUCUAUUUGCCCCUGUUUGGUCUGCUCCAAGAGAAUGUGAACAGGCUGAAUGUGAAGGAGGUCUCGCCGUUCAGCGUCCACUCAGCUAGCAAUAACGGGAGAGAUGAUUCCCUCCUGGCCAAUGCCCUCAUAACCCCGCCGAGGUCCAGCACCUUCCUGGACACGAGUCUACACAAGGACGUUUUUGGAGUCAUCUCCGGCACUGCUUCGCCGCACACGUCCUCCACCCCAAAUAUAAAUUCGGUGCGUCAUGCUGAUUCCCGCGGCUCCCUCAUCAGCACCGACUCCGGAAACAGCCUGUCCGAGAGGAACAACGACAAGGCCAACUCUCUCGAUAAGAACCAGCCUGCCUCGGCCCUGGGCAGCAACACCCUGCUGAGAUGUGACAAACUGGACCAGGCAGAGAUCAAGAGCCUUCUCAUGUGUUUCCUCCACGUGCUCAAAAGCAUGUCUGAAGAUGCCUUGUUCACAUACUGGAACAAGGCUUCAUCAGCUGAGCUGAUGGAUUUUUUCACUCUAGUCGAAGUGUGUCUCCAUCAGUUCAGAUAUAUGGGAAAGAGAUACAUCGCCAGGAACCAGGAUGGGGCGGGACCAUUAGCACAUGAGCGGAAGUCUCAGACUCUGCCUGUGUCCCGUAACAGGGCGGGAAUGAUGCAUGCCCGCUUACAGCAGCUCAGCAGCCUGGAUAACUCAUACACAUAUAACCACACCUACAGCCACUCGGACGCGGACGUGCUGAACCAGUCCCUCCUGGAGGCCAACAUCGCUACUGAGGUGUGCCUGACUGUCCUGGACACACUCAGCAUCUUCAUCAUGGGGUUCAAGGCACAACUGUGUUCUGACCACGGCCACAACCCGCUCAUGAAGAAGGUGUUUGAGGUCCACCUCUGUUUCCUGCAGAUCAACCAAUCAGAGACGGCCCUCAAGCAGGUCUUCACCUCACUGCGUACCUUCAUCUACAAGUUUCCCUGCACAUUUUUCGAGGGCCGCGCGGACAUGUGCGCUUCGUUCUGCUACGAGAUCCUCAAGUGUUGCAACUCCAAGCUGAGCUCCAUCCGCAGUGACGCGGCCCACCUGCUCUACUUCCUCAUGAAGAGCAACUUCGACUACACGGGACGCAAGUCGUUUGUCCGAACGCACUUACAGGUGGUAAUCGCCGUCAGCCAGUUGAUAGCGGAUGUCAUCGGGAUUGGAGGAACUCGCUUUCAGCAGUCUCUGUCGAUAAUCAACAACUGUGCCAACAGUGACAGGGCCAUCAAGAACACCGCUUUCCCGUCAGAUGUGAAGGACCUGACCAAACGAAUCAAAACGGUUCUAAUGGCCACAGCUCAGAUGAAGGAGCACGAGCGAGACCCGGAGAUGCUGGUGGACCUCCAGUACAGCCUGGCCAAGUCUUACGCCAGCACGCCUGAGCUACGCAAGACCUGGCUUGACAGCAUGGCCCGCAUCCACGUCAAGAACGGAGACCUGUCCGAGGCAGCCAUGUGCUAUGUGCAUGUUGCAGCACUUGUGGCAGAAUACCUUCGGAGAAAAGGCAUGUUCAAGCAGGGCUGCUCCGCGUUCCGUGUGGUGACUCCAAAUAUUGACGAAGAGGCAUCCAUGAUGGAGGACGUAGGCAUGCAAGAUGUCCACUUCAAUGAGGACGUGCUGAUGGAGCUGCUGGAGGAAUGUGCGGAUGGACUGUGGAAAGCCGAGCGUUACGAGCUCAUCUCCGACAUCUACAAGCUCAUCAUCCCCAUCUACGAGAAGCGCAGGGACUUUGAGAAACUGGCCCACUUGUAUGACACGCUCCAUCGCGCCUACAGCAAGGUCACGGAGGUCAUGCACACGGGCAAGAGACUGCUGGGCACCUACUUCCGAGUGGCCUUCUUUGGCCAGGGCUUCUUUGAAGACGAAGACGGAAAGGAGUACAUCUACAAAGAGCCCAAGUUCACCCCACUGUCCGAAAUAUCUCAGAGGCUGCUUAAAUUGUACUCCGACAAGUUCGGACAAGAGAAUGUGAAGAUGAUCCAGGACUCGGGGAGGAUCAAUCCCAAAGACCUGGACUCUAAGUAUGCCUACAUCCAAGUGACGCAUGUGACUCCCUUCCUGGAUGAGAAGGAGCUCGUGGACAGGAAGACGGACUUCGAGAAGAGCCACAACAUCCGUCGCUUCGUGUUCGAGAUGCCUUUCACCGUCUCCGGCAAAAAGCAAGGCGGGGUGGAGGAGCAGUGCAAACGCAGGACUGUGUUGACCUCAACACAUUGCUUCCCCUACGUGAAGAAGCGAAUCGCGGUGAUGUACCAGCACCACACCGAUCUGAACCCCAUCGAGGUAGCCAUCGACGAGAUGAGCAAGAAGGUGGCCGAGAUCAGACAGCUGUGCUCCUCCAGCGAAGUGGACAUGAUCCGCCUGCAGCUCAAGCUGCAGGGCAGCAUCAGUGUCCAGGUAAAUGCGGGCCCACUCGCGUAUGCCCGGGCUUUCCUCGAUGACGCCAGCACCAAGAAGUACCCCGACAACAAGGUCAAACAGCUGAAAGAGGUUUUUAGGCAGUUCGUGGAGGCGUGCGGCCACGGCUUAGGCAUCAACGAGCGGCUGAUCAAAGAGGACCAGCAGGAGUACCACGACGAGAUGAAGGCCAACUACAGAGAGCUGGCUCGAGAGCUGUCCGCCAUCAUGCACGAGCAGAUCAGUCCAGUAGAGGAUGGCAUGAAGAGCGUCCUUCCGGAUUCGCUUCACAUCUUUAAUGCCAUUAGUGGCACGCCAACCGGUGCCACAAUCCAGGGCAUCCCCAGCACCUCCUCUGUUGUGUGACGCUAGCUAAAGGCGAUUCCUGAUGUCGUCGCCCGGCCACGCCAGAGAUGCCAUGAAGCCCCUCGCCUGAAACCCGUCUCUGCCGCUGUUCUCUCUCAUCCGCUAGUCGGCCAUCUUGGAGGGGGAACAGACGGCUCACCCACGAUGUCUGGCUUUUUUCGUGCACGGUGACCAGACACAUUCAUUGUAUGAACGUUGUACCCACGGAUGUGACCGGUGACUACUCUGUGACGUUUUGAGAAACUCCGGGGAGGAACACUGUGCUGCGAGGACGGUAGCCAUAUUGGAACUGCUUUAUGGCCAGUCAUAACGUAUGACCUGGCUUCAUCUGUACUGUCUCCUCCGUGGCUCCCAUCUAUCCGCAGACGAGUGGGUAGCACUUCCUAUGGAGUCGUUCCUGUUGGAGUCUUUUUUUUAAACUGACAAAUAUAUGCAUGUCAUCGCCGAGCCCCCUUACACCACCCAGAAAGGCUCCUUUACCUGUGUUUAUUUUCAUAUUUUUCCCCCUUUUUUGGUUUUUGUAAUGUACAGUAUUCUACUUUUAUAAGUCGCUAUAUUGGUGUCUCAGAGAACAAUACGUGCUGCAUCCACUGACACUCAUCUCCUGUGUACAUGAAUUUAUAUUUCUACAAAGCUGCAGCUUGUCGGAAAAAGAGCCUCCAGUGGAAAAUGUUAGUAUUCGAACCUUAAUCACUUCAAUGUCUUAGAACGGGAGCGCUUUGGGAUAUUUAAAGCCAUUGCAUACAGUGAGUGUAUUCCACAUUGUUUAUUCUUGUAUAAAAAAAAACGUGUGUGUGCAAUAUUUGUCUUUUGCAAAAAAUAAAUCUUGCUGUCUGGGGCUGAUACACUGUAAAAAAAAUAAAAUAAAAAAGUUCACUUUCUUGCCAAAGCAGUGAGAUGUUGAACCAGAGACUAGGCCUACUGUGGACGUUAAUACGAAACUUUACCAUUUUAGUGUUCAUUGAAAUGUUGAUGAAAUUGUUUUAUAUCUGGGGAGCAAUGGGUUUUCUUUUUUCUUUUUUUUUUCUUUUUUAUUUAACAGAAAGUCACUGUUCUGCUGUAAACAAAUGUUCCCUAAUGCUUUACUUUUAAAUAAAAUUCACUCGUUUCUC